CCCCGUACACUCCUGCGCGUCGCAUUCACACGCAGUUCGUAAGUCCCCCCCGAAAAAAUCCCAAAACUCAAUCCAACUAUUAAACUCGUCUCCAAUCAAAAAAGCAUUUAAUUAAGUCCAAUUAAAGUGAUAAUUCCCAUGUCACCGUUUCCCCUAAAAACUCUUCAGCAACUCUCUGCGAUAUCAAUACCGGGAACGACGAUCGAAUUGAUAACGCCUGCAUCAAUCAAACGCUCUAACAAAAGUUUAAAGACAAAGAUUUAACGAACGGCAAUUUUUUUUCAAUGAAAUAAAAAUUAAUGGAAAAUAAUACAUUGAUGAUAAGUUGUACCUGCGCAUCAAAACAUUCAGGAUCCCUCGAAGAUAGAGGAGAUAAAGCCGCGGAAUAAGUGGGGGAGGAAGGGACGGGUAAAGUGGGAGAAGUUCGAGCCGCGAAACGAAAUCGGUCGGUAUUCGCGGCGCCUGCGGGUCCGCCCACAGUGCGACGCGCACCUUCGUGCUGUCCCCGUCGUUCCUACCUAUCAUCUCGCAUUCAAAAGCAACUCCACGCUCGACACGCUGUCAAAGUGCCUUGCACCCUCCGUCAAAUAGAAAAAACAACUCCCGGGAAAAUCGUCUAUCGGUGCCUGAAAAAUCCUGUGCUCUGUGAUUAAACAACAAUUCCAAGAAUUUAUUAUCAAAAAUUUUACAUUUUUUUUCUCGUGAUUUUUCGUACGCCCACUCGUGCGGCUAAUCGCCACGUACAGACGCUAUAUUAUGUCACACUCCCACGCGAGCGUCGUUGCUGAAUGCAACCGCGGGUGUAUCGACGUCGUUUGACAUUUUGCCCCCCCCCCCCCCUCUCCACCAUCACCCUCCUCGCGAACGGGGUUGCAGGAAAAAUUUUAUGAGAAUUGAAUAAAUGUGUCAAAAAGGAUUGCUAUUAUUUUUUUUGGAUAGCAACAUUCCAGACAGAACAUUCUGGACUGUUAUUCGUGAUUAAUUAGUGAUUAAUCAGUUUGUGUUCAUUGGACUUUUUACACAUUGAGUGAUUUAUUUAUGAACUCUGGGAGAAUAAGUGAUCUAGCAUGGGGGUAAUAUAUCUCCAGCAUAUCAGUGAUUUAAUAAAACAUUGAAAAGGUCUUUGUUGUGUUGUGAAUUUGGCGAUCUGUUGGUCUGUUUUAAUUUAUUGAUUAUUGACGAUCCAGAGGAGAGUGAUUUGGAGAAGUGUUAAAGAUUUCCGUCAGCCGUCGGUCGUGUCACGACGUAUGAGGACCCCGCAAGUGGUGUAAAAGCCCGGUGAGAUGGAUGUUACACCACGUAUAAACGCAGUAGUGACGAUAUAUGGAUACCCAUGGAUGGAAUUUGGCCGAAAUGUGUCAGCGAUACCAUCACGCUGUACCAGGAGUCCAGAGCUCAUCACCGAGUAGAGAACAGACUGGUGCCGUCGUGCAGGGGCUGUCAACAGUUCCUCACGUCGAACAGGCCAGUCCCUCUUACUCCCACUAUACGAUGUUGGACAAUUAUGACAGGGCUGAGGUGACAACGCCGCCGGUGAGUUAUGGGAGUUCCCCAGGUCUUCUGGCUCUUCAUUCCUCCCUGUAUGGGACGCCCACCUCUCGGGGUUUCGAUAUCGAUUCGAAUAUCGAUGGAAAUGAGAGCGGAUUACCUCUGGAUGCUCAAAUUAUUCCGAUUCCAAGCAUGUUGAACAGUCCUGUACAGCAGAGACUGGAAGACAUGUCCUGGCUAGCAUCAGGUCCAUCACUGGACUACCAGCAGAGUCUCUCAUCGAUUCCUGGUGGGGUGAAGAUGUGUCAUCCCGGCAACUCGGCACAGCGAAGUCUCAAGGAGCAACGGAUCAGGCGGCCCAUGAAUGCCUUCAUGGUGUGGGCAAAGGUUGAGCGAAAGAAAUUAGCAGAUGAAAAUCCUGAUCUCCACAAUGCUGACCUCAGCAAAAUGCUCGGGAAAAAAUGGAGAGGUCUGACUCCGCAGGACCGUCGCCCCUACGUCGAAGAAGCUGAGAGACUUCGAGUAAUUCACAUGCAGGAGCAUCCAAACUACAAAUACCGACCGCGUCGUAGAAAACACGCGAAAAGAGCACCAGGUGCACCAGCAUCACCGCCAUCAUCUGCCAAUACCCCGGGAACUAGGUCGACACCAGUUGGAGGUACAUCGGUGCAUCACUCAAUGACAAAGAUGGACGGAUACCAGGGGAUUCCCCAGUUACCCUGGGGCGGACACUCGCCAAUUUCCUCGUUGUAUCAUCAGCAAGGUCAACACGGCAUGCAGGACUAUAAAUCGGAGAAUAAUUCAUUGUACGGAAGCCCGUAUACACCGAUCAUACAUACUCCUGAUGCAUCACCCAUUGCUAGUCCCGAACCUGAUGGGGACGGGACGCACCUUCCAUCCUCACAGAAUCCGGACCCGGAGAGGGAACUUAUGGAGGGUACUAAACACAAUGAGAUGGUUGAACAGAGCAAACGCUACACCUACAUGAACACCGACAGUCAGUUGCAUACUGGACAUGCCGGAGGCACUACCAUAUCAUCCUGUCAGAAUACUCAUGGAUACACCGACACUCUGACCUAUAAGAAAUCCGUAAGUUAUUUGAACUUCGAGAGACAGACGACGAGCAUAGCUGCUGUUGGAAUUGCCAAUGGCAUGAUGGUAUCCUGUAACAAACUGAGGUCUGGCUUUGACAAUGUUGGCUCGGUCACUGGAACAUUUUAUCCACCAGUUGCUUCGCCACACGAUCAAACGCUCCAUUACAGUAGCCCACAACCACCCAAGGGAGGUAGCUACUCGAUGCAGGCUAAUGUUGAGAGCAAUUAUAAUCAUCAAAUUAAUUGUGGAAGUAGACAGCAGAGUGUGGGUUUGAGGAAUACGAACGAUCAAUGUUCAACUGUAUCUCAUCGUUAUCAACUGCAUCAUCAAGAGUAUCAACCAGAGCCCCAAUCAAAUCAACAACAACACGUGCUCAGUCAUCUAGAUCCCACAAUGACCGAUGAAGAACAAGAACAGUCCCUACAGUUCGAGAAAUAUUAUAAAUACACACAUCCAACGAGUAUCGCCCACACAACCAUGACAACUCAGAGUCUCCUGGACAGCAAUCACAAUUACGCCAGUGAUUUGCGUUAUUACACACCUCAGCAAAGCCAGAUGGAUCUCUCCAAUAGUCAGUGUAUCGUCGAUGAUCAGCAGAGCAAGGAUAAUCAGUGUUCAUCCAACAGUGGGCACUCGAUUGAUCAGUAUCACCAAGGUAUCGACAUUGUCAAGUAUCAGGAGCAGCAGCAGGCGCAUCAACAGCCACCGCACCCCAGCCAGCCACAGGGGAUCGAUCAGGUGUCGAAGAGCGAUGAUGACUUCAGUGUCAUUCUUGCUGAUGUCAGAAAGACCUGCUACAGCAGUUAGUGAUACCAGGAUAGGAGUCUCAGCGAAAUACUAAGGUGAGAGUGGAAGUCACAAUCGAGCGGAAAUGACUCGAAAUUCUUCAAGGCUUCUCCGCGCGUCUUAUCGCCACAUCUACUCCAAGACGAAUUUUGCUUCCAGGAAACGUGAGUUUCCUUUCUCACACACUGUUCCAAGUCUUUGAUUAAGGGGGAAGGUACGAAAAACUUUCGUAGAAAAAUCUGGCGAAUUGGUUACGAAAUGUUAUUGAGUUUUCUUUUUUUUAGGAUUGAAACAAUCAAUUUUCGAAAAUUGAGGAAUGUAGUCAGUAACGGUUGACAACACCUCAUUACAUUCGAUUUUUACUUCACUUUCGAUUCAUUUGGAGGGGAUUUUAUGGGAAAUUCUGUCUUCUAUUUGCAUUUUUAUUCGAUAGCACUCCAUUUUUUCUCAUAACUUUUUCUAUGGACAUGAUAUUCUACGUUGGGAAGAAAUAAAAAUUAUAAGAAGAACUUGAACAAUGUGAAUCAAAAUAUUGUUACACAAACUGUGCCCAUAGAAAAGUUUCAGAGAAAAAUAAAGUUAUACAAAAGAUAUUCCAUUUUUUGGGAAAAAGGCGCAGUAAAACUGAAGCGCAAAAUUCUUUAGAAGUUUCUACGAAAUUGUUUCGCAGCAAAUUAUUCCGAUGCACAAAUCGAUGUGUUCUAAUGAGGAGUGCCUACGUCAUUUAAUAUUCAUAAGCGAAAUAUGUGCUUCACUGCCUGAGAAUUACCAUCUUGCUUGUUCUCAAAAAUUUCAAAAUUGACAAUUCGAAAUUGUAAAGAAUAAGGAAAUUAGAAACUUCUGAUUGAUUAUUCCAGGAAAAUGCAUACGAAUCGAGAAAAUUCAGGUGAAUAGAUUUUUGAAUUUGCAGUUUAUAGAAAAUUUUGUGUAAAUAUUUUGGCAGUGAUGUUACUUUUCCAACACAACGUCAUGAUAAACAAUUAUUUCCACUGCAAAAUAUUGUGAGAAUAGAUGUUCAAUGCUAGUUUAUUCAGUAGUCCCUCUUGAAGUGCAUUUUCCCCAUUAGUCCACGUCGAUAUGUUAUCUUCGUUUUGCAUUAUAGAAAGGUCUAGGAAAAUUAUGUACUUUUGAUCUCGUAGUUGAUGAUUGUUAACUUCCAUUCCAUGACUUGUGGAUAAAGACAGUGAAAUUAAUAAUUCCAACCAAUUGGUAGUACUUAAUUAAAAGUGUUGUAUCUUGAAUUAGAAUUGUAUAUUUUUGUUUUAUUUGAGAUAAAACAUCGUCGAUUUUAUUUCAGAAUGACGAGUUAUUUAUUUUUUGAGUUAAUCAGUGAUGUGAUGUGAGUUUAUCCGAUUGAAAAUUGUCAUUCUCUAGGCACAUCGUACUAUUUAUUUUUUAUAACUAUUUUCGACUGUGAAAAUUGUCCAGCCAAUUUUGUUUUUCCAUAUAGGAGUUAGCGGAUAGAUGAUUUUUCCGGAUUUUUAGGUAUGAAAUCGCGUAGACUAGAUUUUUUAUGAUUAUUGUGGUAAUUAAAUUUUGUUUGUAGAAUUGUUUCUGUAAAUAAAAGAUUCCUUUGGUAAAUGAGUGCUUGCUGUUUAGUCGACGAGACGAUUUGUUAAACGAUAUUUAGAUAAUUUGAUGCGUCUAUCAGAAUGAUUAUUCUUUAUCUUGCGUUUAAUCAUGAUUGUUAAGGAUUAUUUCAUUAGGUAGAGAUAGGAAUUUCGAGACAAUCUCUUGUUGACGCAUUUAAACGGGACAUGUAGGCAAUUAUUAGGUACUUUUACACAAUGAAUAAUCACAGGCAUAUAUAGUUUCUACAGUGUAAUUACAACAAAAAAUAAUGUAAUAAAUAAACUUGAUAUUUUCACGAAAAAGAAACUCAGGUGAUUGGUGUCAAUGGUUUUUUGUCUUUAUUAAAUAUUUAUAAAAAUAUGUAUAUGGUUUAAUUAGGUGUGUAAAGCAAAAAGGUCUUAGGUGGUAUAUUACAGCAAUUGAUUUUUGUUCAUUAUGUGGUGGUGACGAAUUGCUCGAUUUUUCACAAUUUCGGAGGCUAUUACCCCAGUAAUUAUUACUAUUCUUUCAGUGUUUGAACAAUUUUUUCUUAUAUUCAUCAUGAGCAGGCUAAAUUUCAUUUCGUUCUCAAUGAAUUUCGUGGUUGUUCAACAAUUACAUUAUUUUUUCUCAACUUUGCAAUAUAAUCAAUGUUAAAAUUCAUUCAGGGGUAACAAAAUGAAAAAUUCUAUUAAUGGAAUUCAAUUUUAUGAAAUACAGUGGUUUAAAAGGUCAACUUUAACCAGGAGAACGUAAUGCGUAUGGUAUCGGUCGCACAUCAAGAAUAGAAUUUUUCGUUCUAUAUGAAAAUGUCGUUCAAUAAUCCUAUCUGAGAUUUCCGUAGAAUAUAAAUUUGGAAAAUUGAGAAAUAUCAGAUACGAACAGUAUUUUGUAUUGAUUAGACUGUAAUUCUUUUCACUGCAUGUCUUUGUUGAAAUUAGUUGACAAUCAUAUCAUUUUCUUCGACUUCUUUUGCCAUAAAUGAAGCUUAUCAAAAGUUAGAACUAAUAAAAAUGGAAAAAUUAAUGUUUCUGCAAUGUUUGGUUCGACGAUGUUCGUUGACAUUCGUUACAAACGGACUCAGUUUCGUUUCAUUUUUCUCAAUGAAUUCAGUAGUUUUCCAAAAAGCACAGGAUUUUUUUUAGCGGUUCAAUACCUUUCAUAUUGGAAUUCAUUCU
Diachasmimorpha longicaudata is the source of this 6098-nucleotide messenger RNA. Its product is annotated as putative transcription factor SOX-15. The coding region runs from base 1324 to 3390 and encodes 688 amino acids. Lineage: Eukaryota; Metazoa; Arthropoda; Insecta; Hymenoptera; Braconidae. The record is from RefSeq and is a predicted model, not a curated record. The transcript is spliced from 9 exons. Gene Ontology annotation, biological process: cell differentiation; anatomical structure morphogenesis; regulation of DNA-templated transcription. Gene Ontology annotation, molecular function: RNA polymerase II cis-regulatory region sequence-specific DNA binding; DNA-binding transcription factor activity, RNA polymerase II-specific.